Arvicanthis niloticus (Nile rat) is the source of this 1116-nucleotide messenger RNA. RefSeq names its product seminal vesicle secretory protein 2-like. Gene Ontology annotation, cellular component: extracellular exosome; extracellular region. NCBI's taxonomy places the organism in Eukaryota, Metazoa, Chordata, Mammalia, Rodentia, Muridae. Gene Ontology annotation, biological process: sperm capacitation; negative regulation of flagellated sperm motility; coagulation. The record is from RefSeq and is a predicted model, not a curated record.
AUGAAGUCCUCUGUCUUCAUUCUUUCUCUGCUCCUCAUUCUGGAAAGACAGGCAGCUGUGGUUGGACAAUAUGGUGCGACAAAAGGUCACUUCCAGAGCAGCUCCUCGGGAUUUAUGCUUGGUCAGAAAGGCCAUCUCAAUUUCGGGAUCAAAGGAGGAAGUGAGGAGGCAGCUGAAGAAAGCAUUUUCAUGCAAUCCCAGCACCAGGUGUUCGGCCAGGAUGGUGGUGACAUGACAGAGACACAGGUUUCAGAAGAGCAUACAGGUGUAAAAGGGGCUGCCCUUUGUCGUAAAGGACAGGUAUCCCAACUGAAAUCUCAAGAAUCCCAAAUAAAAUCCUUUGGACAAGUAAAAUCCAGUGGUCAACUGAAAUCUGGAGGAUCAUCCUUUGGACAAGUGAAAUCCAGUACGUCCCAAGUAAAAUCCUUUGGACAACUGAAAUCCAAUGGUCAACUAAAAUCCUAUGGGCAACUGAAAUCCAGUGAAUCCCAAGUAAAAUCCUUUGGACAAGUAAACGCUUAUGGACAGACGAAAUCCCAAGAAUCCCAGGUCAAAUCCUUUGGACAAGUGAAGUCCCAAACUGCACAACUGAAAUCCUAUGGACAAGUAAAAUCCCAAAGUGGCCAAAUAAAAUCCUAUGGUCAAAGAAAAUCCUACGGUGAAGAAGAUCAACUGAGCUCUUUUGGCCAACUGAAAUCUCAAAACGCCCAACUAAAAUCCUAUGGUCAACAAAAAUCCCAAAAACAAUCCUCCUUUAGUCAAGUAAAAUCCCAAAAUGCCCAACUAAAAUCCUAUGGCCAACAAAAAUCCCUCAAAGGUUUUUCUCAACAAACUCAACAUAAAGGAUUUGCCAUGGAUGAAGAUAUGACACAAGUGGGGAAACGGUUCAGUGAUGACGACCUCUCUGUACAGCAGAAGUCGACCCAACAGAUGAAAACAGAGGAAGACUUAUCCCAAUUUGGACAACAGCGACAAUUUGGACAAGAACGCUCACAAUCUUAUAAAGGAUAUCUUGAGCAAUACAGAAAGAAAUUACAAGAACAACAAAAUUUUAAUCAGGAUAACUAUUUUACAAAGGGAGGGGCAGGCCUUUAUGAAGCUCAACUUAAGGGAUAA